UUUACCUGCAGGUAUCGGACAUCAUUGCUUAUUCUUCAAUUCUUAUGUGGUCAAGUAUUAUGGGUGCAAACAUCAUAUUGAAUUUGAAAUGUUGUGAAUCUUGUAGAUGACACGACCCAAUAUUCAGCGCAUAAUACUGCACCACGAGUAAACCAAACCUCUGAUUUAUCUACAGGUAUGAUGUGCACUAUUAAUUUAUAUACUUUCUAUUUACGAGUGAAGACUUAUGUUCUCAUUUUUCUAUCACAUGAAAACUUCAUUACAGAAAGUGAACAAGUUGGGAAUUUUGAACCACAUGAAGACCAUGCCACGGAUUUACCUGCGGGUAUCGGUCAUCAUUGCUUAAUCUUCAAUUCUUAUAUAGUCAACUAUUAUGCAUGCAAACAACAUAUUGAAUUUGAAAUUUUGUGAAUCUUGUAGAUGACAAUGAAUAUAACCCAGAUGAGGAUUUUGGUGACAAUGAGGUGAAUGCAACAAAAUCCAGGAAAUUUGUUAGUGCGAGGGAGUACUACUGCUUCAAACUGCAGGUCAGGAAGAAGCUUUUUAACAUCAUCUUGUUCGGGGCGCGCCUUUUCCAACAGUGGGCUGUUGACAUGUAUAUCAAGAUGGAGACUAUGAGGCUUGACUGGUACUCAAAGCCGGAAAAUCAGAAGGUUAUACGCGCUGACCUCUACCAGGGUCUUGUUGACACUGUCGUUGUCGGCGAGUCACGCGGUGAUCGGAUUGGCAAGAGAAUCGUGCUCCCACGUACAUUUCCAGGUGGUGACCGUGACAUGCAACGGAGGUUUCUAGAUGCGAUGGCAAUAGUCCAGCGGUGGGGUAAACCGGAUUAUUUUAUCACAAUGACUUGCAAUCCUUAUUGGGAGGAGAUAACUGAGAAAUUGUUGCCUGGACAACUGCCACAAGACCGUCCAAACCUGGUGGCAAGAGUAUACAAAGCUAAACAAUGAGAUAUGAUGGACUUACUGACUAAGGGUAAGCAUUUCGGAGAAGUUGCGGCUUAUGUACAUGUCACGGAGUUUCAGAAACGAGGUCUCCCGCAUGAGCAUAUACUUCUAAUCAUGAAAGCAAAAAGCAAGUUAGCGACCCCGGAUGACUAUGAUCGGGUGAUAUCUGCAGAGAUACCUGACAAAGAAAAAUACCCCAUUCUACAUGAUCUGGUCAUCAAACACAUGAUGCAUGGACCCUGUGGUGAGUUGAAAAAAAGUUGUCCUUGCAUGAUUGAUGGACAGUGCCAAUUUCAUUACCCGCGAGAUUUUUGCAAUGCCACACAACAAGGGAAAGACUCAUAUCCCAUCUAUAGGAGGAGGGACGAUGGGCGUGGAGUUAGGAUCAGAGGAGCAAAUUUGGACAAUAGAUGGGUGGUCCCUUACAACCCUUUUCUGCUUAUGCGAUACAACUGCCACAUUAAUGUCGAAGCAUGCUCGAGCAUCAAGGCAGUCAAGUACUUGUUCAAGUACAUCUACAAAGGGCAUGAUCGGACAUCCUUUGCAUUCGAGCAGGAUAUCAUCAAUGAUGGUGGAAUCAUCAAUGAAAUCCGACAAUAUAGGGAUGCACGCUAUGUAUCUCCUCCAGAGGCUAUUUACAGGAUUUUUGGUUUUAAAAUGUUUGGUGUCAGUCCAUCUGUGCUGCAGCUCCAGCUUCAUUUGCCAAACAUGCAUACAGUUGCAUUUAAAUCUUGUGAAAAUCUGGAAGAUGUUCUUGCUCGACCAUCUUCUUCCAAGUCCAUGCUUACCGAGUACUUUGAGAUGAACCGAAGGUUUCCGGAGGCACGAAAAUGGUUGUACAGAGAGUUUCCAGAACAUUAUAGAUGGAUAGCUGGAAACAAGGAGUGGCAGAAUAGAAGAAAUAAGAGAUCACAAAUUGGAAGGCUUGUGUAUGCACACCCUGCUGAAGGAGAGAGGUACUACUUGCGUGUCCUACUAAGUCAUGUCCGAGGUGCCACUUCAUUUGAUGAUUUAAAAACAGUAAAUGGCAAGGCAUGCAGUUCCUUCAGGGAGGCAUGUGAGCACUUAGGCCUCAUUGAGCAUGACAGGACUCUUGAUGAUUGCAUGACGGAGGCAGCCACAUUUCAGAUGCCUUGUGCCCUAAGACGGUUGUUUGCGACUAUACUGGUAUUUUGCGAGGCAACAGAAAUCCGACAAAUGUGGGACAAGCAUCUAGCAUCAAUGUCUGAGGAUUACCGUCGUAACCAAUCCAAUGAGGCAACACUUGAACAGAUGGUGCUUAGAGAUAUCAGGGAUAUGUUGCAAUCCAUGGGAAAGGAUAUUACAAGCUAUGGACUUCCAGAUCUGGUUGAGACCGAUGGUUCUUAUGAUGGUGAGCGCAGAGAGGUAACAGAGGAGAGGCAAGUCACCGUGGACAAAGAACAUCUAGAUCUAUUUAGCAGUUUGAACAGUGAGCAACUGGCUGGUUUCAAUGACAUAAUGGAUCAUGUGAUGAACCAAAAAAGUCAGGUGUUCUUUGUUGAUGGUCCAGGAGGCACUGGGAAGACGUACUUAUACAAGGCAUUGCUUGCAAAGGUGCGUUCCAUGGGCCAAAUAGCAAUUGCAACUGCUACAUCAGGUAUAGCAGCAUCGAUAAUGCCUGGAGGACGGACUACACACUCUAGGUUCAAAAUUCCAAUAAAGCUCACUGACAACAGCAUGUGUAGUUUCACAAAGCAAAGCGGUACAGCGGAGUUGCUUAAACAGGCGUCCUUAAUAAUUUGGGACGAAGUCGCUAUGACAAAACGUCAAGCUGUUGAGACGCUUGAUAGAUCGUUGCAGGAUAUAAUGGAAUGUCCAUUGCCGUUUGGGGGAAAGGUUGUCGUCUUUGGUGGGGAUUUCAGGCAGGUCCUUCCCGUUGUGGCACGUGGGACAAGAGCACAGAUCACAGAUGCUACACUUGUGAGAUCAUAUCUGUGGGAGAAGACCCGCAAGAUACGUCUGACGCAUAAUAUGCGUGCACAGGCUGAUCCUUGGUUCUCCAAAUACCUCCUAAGGAUCGGCAAUGGAACAGAAGAGACAAUUGGCGACGACUAUGUGCGUCUCCCUGACGACAUUGUGAUCGGCUAUACUGAGGAUGAAAAAGCUAUUAACACGCUCAUUGAAGAUGUCUUCACAUCGCUGCAUGCCAAUGCUAGAUCGAGAGAGUACAUGAGCGCACGUGCAAUUCUUUCGACCAAGAAUGAUCAUGUGGAUGACCUGAAUGAUAAGAUGAUCUCCAGGUUUCCAGGCGAAGAAAAGUUAUACCAUAGCUUCGACUCAAUCGAGGAUGACUUGCAGAAUAAUUACACAAUUGAUUUUUUGAUCUCAAUCACACCAAAUGGCUUGCCACCGCAUGUUUUGAGAUUAAAGGUCAACUGCCCAGUCAUUCUGCUUCGGAACCUCGACCCUCAUAAUGGCCUAUGCAAUGGAACACGACUUAUGAUCAGAGCCUUCCAGGAUAAUGCAAUCGACGCGGAGAUUGUUGGAGGUCAGCAUGCUGGAAAGAGGGUGUUCAUACCUAGGAUCCCUAUGUCGCCCUCGGAAUACAUCUCACUUCCCUUCAAACUUAAGAGAAAACAGUUCCCCAUCCGCCUAAGUUUUGCGAUGACAAUUAAUAAGGCACAGGGUCAGACCAUCCCAAACGUUGGUAUUUACCUCCCUGAGCCUGUAUUCUCACAUGGUCAGCUAUAUGUUGCAUUGUCAAGGGAAGUGUCAAGAGAGACGACACGGAUUUUGGCCAAGCCAAACAAGGAGGUUGAUAAAUCCGGGAAAAGCACCAAAAACAUUGUCUACAGAGAUGUUUUAGAGAGAUGAGGCAGGUGUGUCAUUCCAUUACUUCUUUGCAGCUACUAUGUUCUUGCAUCUAUAACUAUUUUUGGAACUAACAUUAUUUUUGUUUUUCAUUUUCAGGUUUAGCCUACCAUGAUACGGUUACAUGUAUAUUUUAUGGAUACAUGUACAUGAUAUUUUAUUGUACCACACAACACACUUUUGGAAGACAAAUUUAGUUUCAGGGGCGAAUUGGGGUGCCGCUGAGUAGCAACAAACUGCAAGUCCAGAAACAUUACAGUGCUUGGGGGCGCUUCUAAUUUUGGUUACAACAGCGAGGCCCAGAUUGAGUGCCUGAUGGAAGGCUUACUCUUGUGAGAUAUCCAGUUUGUAUUAACAGAAUUACUACAUGCAUUUUGCAAUUACUUCCAUUGUGUAUGCCUCAUUUUGUAAUAUACAAUGGUACAAUUUCUCAGUGCAGAAAAGCGAGUAAACAUAUGU
This is a messenger RNA of Triticum dicoccoides, 4238 nucleotides long. RefSeq lists its product as uncharacterized. The record is from RefSeq and is a predicted model, not a curated record. The transcript is spliced from 2 exons. Bases 954 to 3782 code for a protein of 942 amino acids. Gene Ontology annotation, molecular function: DNA helicase activity. Gene Ontology annotation, biological process: DNA repair; telomere maintenance. Lineage: Eukaryota; Viridiplantae; Streptophyta; Magnoliopsida; Poales; Poaceae.